Molecule: messenger RNA, 2930 nt
Organism: Astyanax mexicanus (Mexican tetra)
Lineage: Eukaryota; Metazoa; Chordata; Actinopteri; Characiformes; Acestrorhamphidae
Gene: gjz1
Product: gap junction protein zeta 1
Exons: 1
Coding region: 889-1605 (238 amino acids)
Biological process (GO): cell communication
Cellular component (GO): connexin complex
Source: RefSeq, a predicted model, not a curated record
ACAAAAAUUGAGAUACAAGGUUUUUGCACAUUUUAAUUAUAUUUGUCAAUUAUACAGCAUUAACAGAAGUCAAAGUAAAAAUAUUUAUUGGCAACUAAAUCUUUUAUUUGUAUUGGUCCAGUCGAUAUGAAAUUCGGACAGAAAAUAUAUUUAUGAUUAAUUAAAAUAUAUAUAAAAAGUAUAAAACUAUAUUAAAAAAUUAGAUGCAAAGAUUUUUAAACAGUGGCAAUAUAAAAUAUUUGUAUGUAGAGACUAGAUUUCAAUUUUAAGGAUAUUUGUAUGAUACUUUGAUGUGGUAUUAUUAGAAAUGUAAAAAUAAAUAGAAAUAGGAAGGGUAAAAAAAAAAACAACAGAAUUUAUUGGUGUAGUCUUUUUAUUACUGAGAGCACACUGCAUCUUUGUAGAAUUUCAAGUAUGAGUCCCUCUGAACAAAUGAGUUAGAGCUUUAUAAAAUAUCUGUAAUGAAUAUGGAACUAUGGUUGUAAAAGUAUGUCAAUAAUUAUUGAGCAUUUACUCUUGUCAAAAUCAGGGCGGCCCACAGGCAUAUGACUUAACCAUAUUUCUGUACCUUGGUAAUCAUUUAAAAUAAGGGUCACAAAUUUAAGCAGUUCAGCUUGGUUUGAUGGCUUGUGAUCAUCCAUCUUCCUCUUAAUUACAUUCCAGAGGUUUUUAAUUUGGUAAAAUCAAAGAAACUGAUAAUUGUUAAGUGGUCAGUUAUUUGUUUCCAGAGCUGUAUAAUGCACGGUUUGAACCUAAAUCACUAGAAAGAAUAAAACAUUUGGCUUUGCUAGGUUUAAAUGUUAGUUUUGAAGUAUAUCAUUAUAAAUGCUGCUAAAAAUACUAAUGUAAGAUUGCACUUUAAGACAGGAGAUCCUUGUUUGAAACGUGAUGGCAGCCAUAGUUUCCGGACUUGUCCCUUUACUCAGCGCUGCUGUGGAAACCAGCACCACAUACAAAGGGCGAACAGUGUGGUUCGGCCUCCUCUGUGUUCGUCUUGUGACCCUUUUUGUGGCGGAAAUGCCCUGGUUCAGUUUGGAAAGAGAUUUCAGCUGCAACGACACUGGCAUUUGCACUAAAGCCUGCUUUAACCAGCACUUCGACAAACCUGUGCUGAUGGCCUGGAACUUUCUCUUCAUCCUCCUCCUCCUCUCAGUUUUUCUGAUGGAGCUGUUCACUGCCCACGUGCGCACUGUCCUUAUGAAGCAGAUUCUGAGGAAGCAGAAGGCCAUGGAGGUCGACUCUCUGGGCGAGUUAAAAAGCACUCCAAGUGUUCCAACCAAAGAGGUGAUGUUUCUAGACAUGCAUGGAAGCAUGUACGCAGUGCUCUCUUACCUUUUCAGCAUGAUCUUGAGAAUCGUGGUGGAGGUUUGGUUCGUGUACAUUUUACUUUUUUGGAAUCUGCCUACAGUGAGACAAAAGUCCUUCCUGUGCAAUGCUAGAAACCAUGGCUGUCCAGUGCUGCAGUGCUUGGUGAGCGCCACAGCGGAGAAGAGCAUGUCCAUCUAUGCUAUGCUGUCCAUUUCUUUCUUAGUCAUUGUGACCAGCUGCAUGUUCUGUUUUUACUUUAUUGGCCACUAUGUUUGUAAAUGCUGUACCCAGCGCUAGUAGUGUGUAACCUGAAGCUUUUUAAGAAGGCCUUCAAAAGACCUUAUAGCCUCCUUUGACUCUUAUUAACUUUCUUUUACUGAACUGAUGGUUUAUUAAGCAAUUAUGCAGACAAAUGUUUUGUAGUAAUAUAAUAGCCAAUGAUGCAGAGCCCUGAAAGAACAUGAGGGAAAAAAUAUGGCAGAAGAUUUACUAACUUCCACCACCAGAACAGGAGCGUCCCUCCUUACCAUUAAGAAACUCCUGAAGAUUGAGCUCUUUAAGGAGCACUUACUCUUCUAACACCUCUAACAAACGAACUACUUCUAACCUCAUUUCCUGCUUUCCCUCCUUUGGCCUCCUUUAGGCCCUGCCUAAAAAUGUUGUUUACCUUGAACUUCUCUGUUCUCUGUUGCUCAUUGUUUGUAGGUCGCUUUGGAUAAAAGCAUCUGCCGAAUAAAAUGUAAUAUAAUGUGCUGUAAUGUAAUAUUUUUUGGGAGGGGAAGCUCACCUAAUUUAUUUCCCUCAAAUUAAUUAUCUCAGGAUGAUUAUCUCAAGAUAAUUAUCUUGGGAUAAUUAACAAAAGAUAAUUAAUUAGAUUUUAAAAAAUCUGAGGUGUUUUUUGCCUGCCGCAUUACCUGCUCUGGUCUUUAGAUGGCAUCAAUACGCCAUUCACUAUUAUCGUUUUUUUUUUUAUUAUUCAGUCACAAAAGCAGACCCAAAAGAGUGCCAUCUGAAACGGUGCAGGAGAGGAUUGCCCUAAUUAAUUCAAGGUAUUCGUUCUUAUUUAAGAGAGGUGACAGUUUUCUGGAUAACAUAGAUUAAGGUGGAUACAUGUAAGGGUAUUUGUGCCACUUCGGACUCUAGAUGACAGAAAUGCUUAUCCAUGAAGUUGUCCAGAAAGCAGUGUCUGCUCUUGAUUGAAAAAACAUAAAGCUCUGAUAUUUGUUCAAUCCUUCCUUAUGUAUGCUCAUGCAUAUAUUUUGUGAUGCAUCUUUAAGAAGGUGCCGUAUCGUGCUCUAAAACAGCACCUCAAACUCGGACAGCGCUUGAACACAAGUUAAAUAGUUUAAUCAAAUGGAUGUAGGAUGCAGGGUAAAGACUGAAAAGUGCAAGGCUUUAAUCUUUAAAUGGUUCUUCACUCUCACAUGUCUCUUAAAUGAUUCUUAUGUGAGCCAAAAUAUUUUUUUUUCUCUAGCAUCACUCUUUUGUAUUAUUAUAAUCCUGUAACCUUUAAAAAGAGUUUGCACAUUUAUGUAUUUGUUUAUUAAUUCAUCAUAUGAGCAUAAAGGUUAUUUAAAAUAUACAUUGGGGAGGUUAUUUGCUGAAGUGCAUCAGGUCUAGAA